Molecule: messenger RNA, 7387 nt
Organism: Leptonychotes weddellii (Weddell seal)
Lineage: Eukaryota; Metazoa; Chordata; Mammalia; Carnivora; Phocidae
Source: RefSeq, a predicted model, not a curated record
GAAGGAGAAGGCGGUGCGUCCCCAGAGGCGUGCGCCCGGACCGCCGGCCGCCGGACAGACGCACAGAGGGAGAGGGCCGGGGGCGAGAAAUCUGCUGGCAUUGUGGGACCGGCUUCGCUUCGGGGCCGCUGAACGCCAACUUGCUUCGUGUGUUCUGGGUAGGUGUGGGGCAGGUGGCAGCUCCGUGACCUACCGACAUGGAUGGAGACGGACUUUUUGAUGAAGAAACCCAAACAGUCGGUGCCAUUCCGGGGCGAUUUAGCUGUCAGAGGUUUUGACAAAACCUGCCCUGUUCCCUUUGGGGAGUCCGAAUGAGGGAGCUUACAGACACCUUCACUGGGAAGCCAAGGACAUUUCUGUAUAAUCAGUGGAUGAAAGGAUUUUCUCAGACUCUUUUUUCCCUUCUCCUCGAGGAUUAAUUCACUGCAAUCUACAAUUCCAGUGGAAACCGCAAGGCACGCGAUGUGGCAGAAGCCUAGAGGGCCUUCAGAAUUGUUCUGGACCCUUCUUUUAGCAUAGGGGAGUUCAACACAAGCCACCUGCAGCCCUCGCUGCGCCCCCCCCCCCCAAUCUCCUGAUCUCUUCUCUUUAACCUGUUCUCAUUUUUUGAGUUAAGUUCUGUUUCCAAAACUGUCCUCUGGAGCUAUAAGUGGAUUGCCAGAAAUGAGAGAUUAAGUGCAAGAGAAGAGGGAGCGUCCUGUGUUGUGUCUCUUCUCUGCUGCCGACAUGAAGUGCUUUUUCCCAGUGCUGAGUUGUCUGGCUGUGCUGGGUGUAGUGUUGGCACAGCGACAUGUCGCCGUCCAGGAAGGACCCCUGUACCGCACAGAGGGCUCCCACAUCACCAUCUGGUGCAACGUGAGUGGCUACCAGGGGCCGUCUGAGCAGAAUUUCCAGUGGUCCAUUUACCUGCCAUCCGCCCCAGAGCGCGAGGUCCAAAUCGUCAGCACGGUGGACUCUUCCUUCCCUUACGCCAUCUACACCCAGCGAGUCCGCGGGGGGAAGAUCUAUGUGGAGAGAGUGCAGGGGAACUCAGCCUUGCUGCACAUCACCGACCUCCAGGCCCGGGAUGCCGGGGAGUAUGAGUGCCACACGCCCAACACGGAUGAGCGGUACUUUGGGAGUUACAGUGCCAAGAUGAACCUAGUGGUGAUCCCUGACACCCUGCAGACCACAGCCGUGCCCCAGACUCUGCACAAAGUGGAGCAGGACCCCCUGGAGCUCACGUGUGAGGUGGCCACGGAGACGCUCCAGCACAGCCACCUGUCUGUGGCCUGGCUCCGGCAGCGAGGGGGCGAGAAGCCUGCGGAGGUCAUUUCCCUGAGCCGAGACUUCGUGCUGCACUCCAGCAGCGAGUACGCCCAGAGGCAGAGCCUGGGGGAGGUGCGGCUGGACAAGCUGGGGAGCACCACCUUCCGCCUCACCGUCUUCCACCUGCAGCCCUCCGACCAGGGCGAGUUCUACUGUGAGGCCGCCGAGUGGAUCCAGGACCCGGACGGCUCGUGGUAUGCCAUGACCCGAAAGCGUUCCGAGGGAACCGUGGUCAACGUCCAGCCCACGGACAAAGAGUUCACUGUUCGGCUGGAAACAGAGAAGCGGCUGUACACGGUGGGUGAGCAGGUGGAGUUCAGAUGCAUCCUGGAGGCUCAGAACGUUCCUGACCGUUACUUUGCCGUCUCCUGGGCCUUCAACAGCUCACUCAUUGCCAGCAUGGGGCCUAACGCCGUGCCGGUCCUCAACAGUGAAUUCGCCCAUCGGGAAGCCAGGGGCCAGCUGAAAGUGGCUAAAGAGAGCGACGGUGUCUUUGUGCUGAAGAUCUACCACCUCCGCCAGGAAGACAGCGGGAAAUACAACUGUCGUGUGACAGAGAGAGAGAAAACGGUCACCGGGGAGUUCAUCGACAAGGAGAGCAAGCGGCCCAAGAACAUCCCCAUCAUAGUCCUCCCCAUCACAGAUAACUGGGUAGUUAAAGUCCCUCAGCACCACCAGAUCCUGCCCCAAGGCCACUUGGAGAGCAGCAUCUCCGUGGAGGUGGCCAGCAACGCCAGCGUCAUCCUGGAGGGUGAGAACCUGCACUUCUCCUGCAGCAUCCGCAUGGCAGGCCGGCCACAGGGCCGCUUCUCGGUCGUCUGGCAGCUCGUGGACCGGCAGAACCGCCGUAGCAAUAUCAUGUGGCUAGACCGGGAUGGCACCGUCCAGCCCGGCGCGUCCUACUGGGAGCGCAGCAGCUUUGGGGGCGUCCAGAUGGAGCAGGUGCAGCCCAACUCGUUCAGCCUGGGCAUCUUCAACAGCAGGAAGGAGGAUGAGGGCCAGUACGAAUGCCACGUGACCGAAUGGGUGCGGGCUGUGGACGGCGAGUGGCAGAUCGUCGGGGAGCGCCGGGCCAGCACCCCCAUCUCCAUCACGGCUCUUGGCGUGAAGUUAGAAGAAUUCUGGUCGGGGGAGCGAGGCCACCCCCAGGAGUGGUGGCCCCAGGAGGGGAGGCAGGGAGGAGGCAGGUGGAGGGAUGUUGGGGUGAAGCCGGCUCCGUGCCGCCUCCCUCAUGCUGAGCCCCGCUUUGGGGGAAGCCUGGCCGCAUUCAGUCCCCCGGGAGCUGUGUGGGGCUCCGCUGCUGAACUGCCCCACCCCCUUUCCUCUGCAGUGACCAAGUUGCAGGUGAGCAAGUCGAAGAGGACCCUCACCCUGGUGGAAAACAGGCCCAUCCAGCUGAGCUGCUCCGUCAAGUCUCAGACCAGCCAGAACUCGCACUUCGCCGUGCUGUGGUACGUCCACAAGCCCUCGGAUGCCGACGGCAAGCUCAUCCUGAAGACCACCCACAGCUCGGCCUUUGAGUACGGCACCUACGCCGAGGAGGAGGGCCUGCGAGCCAGGCUCCAGUUCGAGAGGCACGUGUCCGGGGGCUUGUUCAGCCUCACGGUGCAGAGGGCCGAGGUCAGCGACAGCGGCAGCUACUACUGCCACGUGGAGGAGUGGUUGCUGAGCCCCAACUACGCCUGGUACAAGCUGGCCGAGGAGGUUUCGGGGCGCACGGAAGUCACCGUGAAGCAGCCAGAUAGCCGCCUGAGGCUCAGCCAAGCGCAGGGGAAUCUGUCGGUCCUGGAGACACAGCAGGUGCAGCUGGAGUGUGUGGUGCUGAAUCGCACCAGCGCGGCCUCCCAGCUGGUGGUGGAGUGGUUUGUGUGGAAGCCCAACCACCCGGAACGGGAGACCGUGGCCCGCCUGAGCCGCGAGGCUACCUUCCACUACGGGGAACAGGCGGCCAAAAACAACCUGAAGGGGCGGCUGCAUUUGGAGAGCCCUUCCCCCGGUGUGUACCGGCUCUUCAUCCAGAACGUGGCAGUGCAGGACAGCGGGACCUACAGCUGCCGCGUGGAGGAGUGGCUGCCCAGCCCCAGCGGCGUGUGGUAUAAGCGGGCAGAGGACACUGCUGGGCAGAUGGCUGUGACCAUCAUGCGGCCAGAUGCUGCCCUGCAGGUGGACAUGGUGGUCCCCAAUGCCACAGUGUCCGAGAAGGCAGCUUUCCAGCUGGACUGCAGCAUUGUUUCUCGGUCAAGUCAGGACUCCCGCUUUGCCGUGGCCUGGUACUCCCUGAGGACUAAAGCUGGAGGGGAAAGGGACGGCCCUGGCCUGGGCGAACAGGAGGAGGAAGGGGACGAGGAGGAGGAGGAGGAGGAGGAGGACCCAAUGGAGCGGAUGGCCCUGCUGAGCGUGGGCCCAGAUGCCGUCUUUGGCCCAGAAGGCAGCCCCUGGGAGGGCAGGCUUCGCUUCCAGAGGCUCUCCCCGUUGCUCUAUCGGCUCACGGUGCUGCAGGCAAGCCCCCAGGACACGGGGAACUACUCCUGCCGAGUGGAGGAGUGGCUGCCCAGCCCUCAGAAGGAAUGGUACCGGCUGACGGAAGAGGAGUCGGCCCCCAUCGGCAUCCGGGUUCUGGACACAAGUUCCACCCUGCAGUCCAUCAUCUGCUCCAAUGACGCGCUCUUCUACUUCGUCUUCUUCUACCCUUUCCCCAUCUUCGGCAUCCUCAUCAUCACCAUCCUAUUGGUGCGCUUCAAGAGCCGGAACUCCAGCAAGAACUCGGAUGGGAAGAAUGGGGUGCCCCUGUUGUGGAUCAAAGAGCCACACCUCAACUACUCCCCCACUUGCCUGGAGCCCCCUGUGCUCAGUAUCCACCCAGGAGCCAUAGACUAAGGGGAGCCCAGCGGACCUCAGCCACAGAGGAGCUGAGACUCUCCCUUCCUGCCUCUUGCUCUGCGAUCGCUCAGCAGACGGCACCCAACCUCUGGAGUGCUCUUGCCCGAAAACUGUCAAACUUGAGAAGUGUUCAAAGUCCCCAAUCAGUCACAGAGACAGACUGCCUCUCAGUGGCAGUCCUGGUUGGUUAGCUGUUUUGGAGCAGAUGUCCUUAUCCUGCAGAAUUAGGCUCCUUGUUUCUGUUUCCGGUAAUGUAGUGAGUAGCUCCAGGUGCCAUGUCUACUCACUGAUUUAUAUAGUAUUCUCAUAUAGAUGUGACAGGGGUUCUUAUUCUUUGUAAUGGACUCUUUUUAAAUCCCUUUGGUUUACCCUUUUUGGAUUCCAUAACGUGACGGACGAAUUUCUCUUUAAGGUACCACCGAUGGCAAAAGGAGGGAUGAACUUUAUGGCGCAAAGGAAUCUCUUCCAAGACUUAUUGUUUUCGCGUACUUGAAAAUGCUACCCACGGAUCAGAACACACCCAAACGUUUUCUACUUUCUUAACGAGACUCGAAAAUUAUGUGUAGUGUGGGCCCAAUUUGUAUCUUAUCUUCUCCCUCAGCUGGAGUGGUUGGAACCACUUUGUAGUAGUCAAGAUGAAAGCAUUGAAUUUUGCUUCAAAGAACUGUGUACGUACAACAGAAAUCCUGCAUAACCCCAUUAGGAGUAGAUGGUGCCUGACCAGCCUGUCAGGGAGGCAAAGAAUAGGCUUCAUCCCAAGCUUGCCAAAAAAACCCCCACAAAAACAAAAAACCCACUUUGUUGGAGAAUAAGUCAGAAGCUCCAAACAGCACACACUUUGCCAGCUAAAGUGGGCAACACACUGCUUUUAGCAGCUACUGACUUUCAGAUUGAUCAGAGCCAGUGAUUAGGGAAGGAAGGACAAAAGGCUAGUUGUUGGCUUGAUCUGUUCUGCACCAGAUGUCUCUAACUGAUAACUGUGAGUGGGUGGGCUUCUAUUUUAAGGUGCUUUGCCAAACUCUUAAGGGAAAGUGGCCAGGGAGCCUGAAAAGGGGACAGUGCUGAGCUGACCACAAGGGGCCCAAGCAGCUACCCACAGGACACCACAUACCUGGAGGGCACGGGGCGGGCUGACCGCUAAGCUCCCGCAGGGGUCAGUGGUGGGAUGGGGUAGUUUCCAGAGCCUGACCUUGGAGACCAGGGGAGGUAUAACUGCCACGCUGGAGGUAUGAAGACUAGGUUUUUCUUCUUCCCUCCGGGUAGAUUUUCCUCAAAGAGGACGGUGUCUUUCUUAUUCACCAUUUCUGUCUGCGUGGGUCUUACUGCCAUGAGAAUAUCUGCCCCGGAGAGGUCCAGACACAGCCCUUUUGUGACCCAUUCAGAGGACCUAGUCUCAGCGGGAAGUCAUCACAUGGCUGUGUGGGUCUUUGCCUUCCCCUUUCUUAGAUCUUGUUUGUGGUUUCAGGCGAUUUGGUUGUUCAUUGCUAUGGUGGCUUUUCAUUCGAAUGCCCACUGAAGCCCAGCAGAGCCAGUGUCACCCUGUUCCUUCACACUGUGGGGCAACGUGCUUGGCUCCCCUGGCACGCCGUCGUGGGUCACAAGUGUUGCCUUUUGCGCACUCCAUGGGAGGCGUGCUCAUGCCCCGGCGCUUCUCUGUUUUGCCGGUUAAGAGCGCCAUCUCCUUUCCUCUUGAACUUGCAUCUUGACUCCCCAGGGAAUUCCCAGUUUGGCAAAAGCCACCAGGGAUUCUGGAGCUAAGCCUGACCAGAGAGAUGAUUGUUCUGAGGCUGAACAGACUCCCCGGGAGGCCAGGUGGGUGCCGAUCCGUGUCGGGGUCCGUGGGGGUGCUCAGCGGAUGCUCUGCUGUUGCGUAGUUGAGGGGAAGCAAGACCACCAACAGGCUUGUGGAGACCUGCCUCCCUUUCUUCCGCCCGCACCAGUGCUCUCCUAUGAGACCGUGUGCAGGCAGCGCCGCCUGCAUCCCUCUGUUGCCUGAUGUGCUCACUCCCAUUUAUCACGUGUACUGCAUCAGCGCCUCGGACGUACAGAGUCCACCUGCUCGGCCGUGAGGGAAGAAGGCAGUCCUUUGCCCCAUUUCUCCCUUUCCGGCGCCGGGGCUUUCGGUGGAAAAUUGGCCCCUCAUUUGUAGCCUGUGUCAAUGAGGGAAGAUGACUUACUUUCCUCUGUGAGAAGGGGAAGAUGCCAGAGGGCCAGCCGGGACUGGGCAUGUGAGGACUAAGAAGAGUUGACUUUGCAUUGGUUCACAGCUAUAGAAAAGUAGGUAAUGCACGGAAUUAAAUAUGUGAAGCAGUUGCAGGAAAUUUGAAAGGAAGAAAAGAAACCGAAGCCAGUAUUUUAACAAUUGGGUUUUUGUUUUGUUUUUGUCCCCGUGUAUUUUCUAUUGGGCUGGGGGAUACCAUCCAAGGGUGAGCUUUUCAACUUUCUGUGAAAAGCCCCAGGACCUUGUUUGGCCAUUUCUAUGGAAAUGUGGUGUCAGAUGAGUGGUAAUGGUGCCCUCCAGUGGCUGGAGACCUCAUUGUACACGGCCUACAGGAGUUCUAGGCCAUGGACCAGGAGAGGAAAACUAACAGCUAUACUCUUGACUUAUCUACAGCUACAAUGUUGCGUUCAUGAAAAACUACCCGGUGCUAGGCCCAUCCCAGGACAUGGAUAUGACCACACCCUCCUCCAUCAGGGUGUCUCUGUAGCAGGUUUUCAUAUUCUUUUCAAACAAUGGUUUCUCUGCGUUUAUUGUUGAAAAAACAGGUAGGGUAAGGAAACUACCCAUGCAUGAUGUAGAGAGCUGUUGAUCUGUUUUUGGUUUGUUUUUUUUUGUUUGUUUUUGUUUGUUUUUUUUUUGGUUUUUGGUUUUUUUUUUUAAAGGAGAACUAUUUGUAAAAUGUUGCACUAAAAUGUUUUAUAUACACUUCAGAGACCUGUAGUAAAUUAUGUUGAAAAUAUGGCUGUUUGCAGUUACUGGAGCCCACUGUCCUUCUUUCUCUUAACCAGCCUCUCUCCGUGAAACCACCCUGGGAGCGUGGAGUUCUGCCCCUGGCAUUGCGUUGGCCUGCUAGGCUCAAGGGUCAAGAAUUGCAGCCUUUAUUACCCCGCCCUGCCCCCAGCCGAAAGAGUGCCUUUGUACAAAUGAUGGGGGAAACAAAACAAAACAAAACAAUAAAGGCUUUCCCAAGACGCUUUA